Messenger RNA from Tachysurus vachellii, 2268 nucleotides. RefSeq names its product SFT2 domain containing 2b (gene sft2d2b). Bases 103 to 588 code for a protein of 161 amino acids. The record is from RefSeq and is a predicted model, not a curated record. Gene Ontology annotation, biological process: vesicle-mediated transport. The transcript is spliced from 8 exons. NCBI's taxonomy places the organism in Eukaryota, Metazoa, Chordata, Actinopteri, Siluriformes, Bagridae. Gene Ontology annotation, cellular component: membrane.
UCUCGUUCACCUGUUGCUCGUGCAUACAGGAAGAAGAGAAACUAGUUGUAUUGGACAAGUUGUUUACAUUGAGCUGUUUAUUUAUAUAUAUAAGAUUAUUUGAUGGAUAAAUUAAAGAAAGUUCUAAGCGGACAGGACGGAAAUGAUGAUCUGAACGUGCUGCAGGGAGCUGAUGAGGCGAUCACGCUGGGAUGGGGAACACGUGUCAAGGCUUUUAUUGCCUGCUUUGUUUUAGGAGUCGCCUGUUCCAUCCUGGGAUCCUGUUUGCUCUGGGUUCCUAGAAAAGGAAUCAUCUUGUUCGCCGUCUUUUACACCUUUGGAAACAUCGCCUCUCUCCUAAGCACGACUUUCUUGAUGGGUCCGUUGAAGCAGCUGAAAAAGAUGUUUGACAAGACGAGAGCGCUGGCAACAGCCGUCAUGAUUACAUGCCUUGUGUUGACACUUUGCUCUGCAUUCUGGUGGAAAAUCCCAGGCCUCGUUGUGCUUUUCUGCAUCCUCCAGUUCCUGGCUUUAACUUGGUACAGCUUGUCAUAUAUUCCAUUUGCAAGGGACGCGCUGAUUAAGAUGUUCUCCAUGUGUUUCAAGUGAUGUGUAGUGGCGUGUGGAGCUCGGACCUCUCUCGCCCCACCACUCUCUCUCUCUCUCUCUCUCUCUCUCUCUCUCUCUCUCUCUCUCUCUCUCUCUCUCUCUCCCUCCCCUGAUGUCGCUUCAGUUCUGCUCUGCCCUGAAUCCCCACUGCUAGUGCCCACUCGAGCGCCCACUCUACUACCUGACAGACACACACGCUGCAGGUGUGCGUUUCCUCUCCUGAUGCCUGGGUGCUCACCAGGAAUGUCUAUGAACACACACAUUCUUUUUUACAUGUCAGUGAAGGAAUCAAAUGACUCAGAGGUGCAUUAGGUAAAAAUUUAUGGGGAAUAUUGGUUUCUAAUGGUUAAAAAGUUUGAAUGAGGUUUUUUUUUUUUUUUUGUUUUGUUUUUUUUUUUGAGAAAAAAAUCCCAGCCCUGUUCACAAAACCUUCCAUUGGUUCAGUAAAAGUCAUUAAUAAGUCAUGACUUCUCAUUUACUGUAAGUACACUUGGAUCUUCGACUGCUUGAAAGCUGGAAAGUUACAGCAAGAUUACGAGCAGCGAAAUUCUCAUAAUGAUUAACGAGGAGGUGAAGGGGCAAAGCAGGGCGAAUGUCUGUGAAAUGACUAAAAAAGGGCAAAGCCUAAUCCAAACAGCACAGGAAGCCAGGUUUCCACACUGUUCUAUGAAAAUGGUAGAUUUUUUUAUUAAUCAUUUCUACAUAAUGUUCCUUUAAGUGAUGAGUUUAGUCAGAAAUUGCACUUGUGUGCAUCAAGAUGCCUUUUGAAUGUUCAAUUAUGCAAGAGAACAUUUUUAUAAAUCGUAUAAAGGUUGCUGUAUAAAUUGUUUUUUUUUUUGUUUGUUUGUUUUUAUAAUAACCUACCAGAUCUAUUUAUUCUUAAAUAAUCUAUUGUGUUUAAUUGUUUUGGUCAUAACAUUUGACAGUGCUAAUUUAACCCCAUUUAGGGAUUAGAUUAGAUCAGAUUAGAUCAGAUUAGAUCAGAUUAAGCCUAAUUGUUUUCUAAAUCUGGAUACUUAAGAUUGAAUGUAACAUUCUCAACCCUACAGCGGUUAGGAUGUAGGUUUUAUUAUUAUUAUUAUUAUUAUUAUUAUUAUUAUUAUUAUUAGUUUCUUGUCGUUUUUGUUACUGACGCUCUGUUAUUUUCUCUGUUUAUAUAAUUGAUUUCUGCUAGUACCAUUUCCUGUUGGACAUGUCCACCAAGCCCUUUACUGCCUUUUGUAAACACUUUUGUAACUGCUGGUCUUUUGCCAGACCAGAGAUUCCUGUGUGUGAUAUGAGACUGAAAUAUCUGUGAGAAGAAAAAGAAAGGCCUGCAUUUUUCUUCUGCUGCUUGCACUUAAGACUGGAUUUCAAUUUCAGAAGAAAAUCCUGUCGUUUCCUCAGCAGCGUAGUAGUUUUUAAGCUCGACAGCUCUGGGAACACUGGAUAAAUCCUGCACAAGGACAUUUCUUUUCCUGCUGUCUUGUUAAAGAUGUCCAUGUCUCAUCAUUCUUCAUUACUUGUACAUUACAGAUGAGUGUCUGGGUUUUUCACUCUUUUUUUUUUCAACAGGGUAUCUUUUAUUCCAUGUUAUUUAAUUAUUGAUCAUCUGUAUAUUGAAGCUCGUUUUCUGUGUAACACGUGUAACACGUCUUCAGCCUUCUUGAACAAAUCUAAUUAAAGUCGUAUUUAAAUCUG